UUGAGCGUCUGACAACCUUCCUCCCUCUCCACCUGUGCAGUCCACGUUACCUGGAGAACUGCAUUCUGCACCAACUCCAUGCACUUGCGUCUGGUGUGAGCGGCCUGGCUGCCUUUCCCCCGUGGCUCGGUGCAGGUGCCGAUGAUGCAGCAGCUGGGACUCCGCCGGUUGUUGAGGGACCGGGACCGGGACCGGGACGGGUCCCCACAACAGGGGAGGGCAGGACGGCAGCACAAACCCACACAUCACGGUCACUCCCAUCGGCGUCCGGGCCCGGCUUCUGCUGUCCCUGGGUCUGCAUUAGUCACAGAGGGUGUUCAUUCGGCCCGUCCGCUGCCGUCCCGCCGCUCGCACCGGGCCUGACCGGUGCCGUGGCCCGAGCCGGGCCCCGCGUCCCCGCCGCCUCCGUCCCCCAGGCCCCGGGCCCGUGUUCCGGCCGGCGGGUUGGCGCAUGCGCGCGGGCGGGCGCGGAGGGAAGAUGGCGCUGAGCAAGACGUUCGGGCAGAAGCCGGUGAAGUUCCAGCUGGAGGAGGCGGGGGAGUGGUUCAUGAUCGGCUCCGAGGUGGGUAACUACUUGCGCAUGUUUAGGGGUUCCUUGUACAAGCGGUAUCCAUCUCUUUGUCGGCGACUGGCCACCGUUGAAGAAAGGAAGAAAAUUGUAGCAUCGUCACACGAUCAUGGUUAUACCACUUUAGCUACCAGUGUGACGCUUCUUAAGGCUGUGGAAGUUGAAGAAAUCCUGGAAGGUAACGAUGAAAAGUACAAGGCCAUCUCAAUCAGCACGGAACCCCCCUCCUAUCUCAGAGAGCAAAAGGCAAAACGCAACAACCAGUGGGUGCCCACCCUGCCCAACAGCUCGCAUCACCUGGACGCAGUGCCGUGUUCCACAACCAUCAACCGAAACCGAAUGAGCCGGGAUAAGAAGAGGACGUUCCCUCUCUGUUUUGAUGACCAUGACCCUGCAGUGAUUCAUGAAAACGCCUCUCAGUCAGAGGUACUGGUUCCCAUUCGUCUUGAUAUGGAGAUAGAUGGGCAAAAACUGAGGGAUGCCUUCACUUGGAACAUGAAUGAGAAGUUAAUGACCCCGGAGAUGUUUGCUGAGAUUUUGUGUGAUGACCUGGAUUUGAACCCUUUGACCUUUGUCCCUGCCAUUGCUUCAGCGAUUCGCCAACAGAUUGACUCCUACCCGAUGGACAGUAUACUGGAGGAUCAGUCAGAUCAGAGGGUCAUCAUUAAGCUGAACAUCCACGUGGGAAACAUCUCGCUGGUGGAUCAGUUUGAGUGGGACAUGUCAGAGAGGGAGAACUCGCCUGAGAAGUUUGCUCUGAAGCUGUGCUCCGAGUUGGGUCUGGGAGGAGAGUUUGUCACCACUAUCGCUUACAGCAUCAGAGGCCAGCUGAGCUGGCAUCAGCGCACAUAUGCUUUCAGUGAGAACCCGCUGCCGACAGUGGAGAUCGCCAUCAGGAACACGGGCGAUGCAGACCAGUGGUGCCCUCUGCUGGAGACGCUGACCGACGCAGAGAUGGAGAAGAAGAUUCGCGAUCAAGACCGAAACACCCGGAGAAUUAGGCGCCUUGCAAACACUGCUCCGGCCUGGUAACUGAUUCUGUGGUCAACGGUCGGGUAACUGAUCUCGUGUUCAGUUUGCCUCCAACUUGCUAACUGCCCCCAUGCUCAGUCCUCCAGUCUGUGUGCUGGGGGCCGCUCCUCUGCUCAGUACUCCUGGUGGGAAUUGAACCUGUGUGCGGCCCCGUCUCCAGACUGGCGCUCAGUCUGGUUCAGUUGGUGGCAAGUGGAUAACCAUUGCAAGUGCUAGUUCUGAGAGAAGUAGACGUUCCCCACAGCGGCCUUGUCGCAGACCCCUACACUGUGUAAUAAGACUGGUGCAGACCCCCACACUGUGUAAUAAGACUGUGUUCAUCGGAUGUCUUCAUGUGCAGUUCCAUUCCCUACAGUCAGUGCACAGAAGUCUUGCCUUAAUCUGUUUUUGUAUAGAUGCUCAUUGCACUUCUAGAGCAGUUCUUUUUUAAAAUAAAGGUCUUAAUUUUAGUUAUACUGCUAUAG
This is a messenger RNA of Pristis pectinata (smalltooth sawfish), 2064 nucleotides long. Its product is annotated as SWI/SNF-related matrix-associated actin-dependent regulator of chromatin subfamily B member 1-A. The transcript is spliced from 9 exons. The record is from RefSeq and is a predicted model, not a curated record. Bases 452 to 1600 code for a protein of 382 amino acids. NCBI's taxonomy places the organism in Eukaryota, Metazoa, Chordata, Chondrichthyes, Rhinopristiformes, Pristidae. Gene Ontology annotation, biological process: chromatin remodeling; regulation of transcription by RNA polymerase II. Gene Ontology annotation, molecular function: transcription coregulator activity. Gene Ontology annotation, cellular component: nuclear chromosome; nucleus.